GGAUCCAUUUGGAGCUCCGAUUCGAGCUAGAGGCAAUGAACGGAAGACAGAGAUCUGGCGCAGCGGCGGUGCACCACCAGAGACAGCUUUCCGAUAACCCUCUCGACAUGUCUUCCUCUAAUGGCCGAUGGCUUCAAUCUACUGGUCUUCAGCAUUUUCAGUCAUCCGCCAAUGAUUAUGGAUACUAUGCUGGUGGACAAGGAGGUGGUCAAGCAGCAAGAGGAUAUCAGAAUGCUCAGAGAGGGUUUAAUGGAGGGAAUGAGUUUUUUGGGGAACCAACUACUCCUCAAUACGGUGCUCGUCCAACGAACCAAAGGAAGAACAAUGAUGAAUCUGAGUUUAGUCCUGGGCUUUUAGAUCUGCAUUCUUUUGAUACUGAGCUUCUUCCUGAGAUUCCAGUCUCUAGCCAAGUAGAUGGCUCCUCACUUUUCAAUCCUAAUCAAGGCCAAAGCUUUGAUGACUUUGAAGCUUACAACAAGCAACCUAACCGAAGUCGCGUGUUGGCUGAAAACUUGGCUGCUGAGAAGGAGAGGAUGAAUGCUGUUGCAAAGAUCAAAGUCGUUGUGCGUAAGCGACCACUUAACAAAAAGGAGUCGACAAAAAAUGAAGAAGACAUUGUUGACACCCAUGCCAAUUGCUUAACAGUUCAUGAAACUAAACUUAAGGUCGACUUAACAGCUUAUGUUGAAAAGCAUGAAUUUGUCUUUGAUGCCGUGCUAGAUGAGGAAGUAUCAAAUGAUGAGGUAUAUCGUGAGACUGUGGAGCCUGUAGUCCCCCUAAUAUUUCAGCGCAUCAAAGCCACUUGCUUUGCAUAUGGUCAAACAGGUAGUGGUAAAACCUAUACUAUGAAGCCUUUGCCUCUUAAGGCUUCAAGGGACAUCUUGAGGUUGAUGCACCACACAUACAGAAACCAAGGGUUUCAGUUGUUUGUUAGCUUCUUUGAGAUUUAUGGAGGAAAGCUAUAUGAUCUCCUCAGUGAGAGGAAGAAGCUGUGCAUGAGAGAGGAUGGUAAGCAGCAAGUGUGCAUCGUUGGUUUACAAGAGUACAGAGUAUCUGAUACAGAUGCUAUUAUGGAGCUUAUUGAGAGAGGAAGUGCAACAAGAAGUACUGGAACCACUGGUGCAAAUGAAGAAUCCUCUCGUUCACAUGCUAUACUACAGCUCGCAAUCAAAAAAUCAGUAGAGGGAAAUCAGUCAAAGCCCCCUCGCCUCGUUGGCAAGCUUUCUUUCAUUGAUCUUGCUGGAAGUGAACGUGGUGCAGAUACAACAGACAAUGACAAGCAGACAAGAUUGGAAGGAGCAGAGAUCAAUAAGAGCUUACUCGCCUUAAAGGAAUGCAUUAGAGCUCUGGAUAAUGAUCAAGGUCACAUCCCUUUUAGAGGCAGUAAGUUAACUGAAGUUCUUAGGGACUCCUUCAUGGGAAAUUCUCGUACUGUAAUGAUAUCGUGCAUAUCUCCAAGCUCUGGAUCAUGUGAGCACACCCUUAACACCUUAAGAUAUGCGGACAGGGUUAAGAGUCUCUCAAAGGGAAACGCCUCUAAGAAAGAUGUAUCUUCUUCGACCAUGAACCUACGAGAGUCCACAAAAAUUCCUUUGUCUUCUGCACUUCCAACUCCAUCUAACUAUGAUGAUGACGUGAAUGAGAUGUGGACUGAAGAGAACGAUGAAUUUGAUGCAUCGGAUUAUGAGCAAGAUAAACAAAUGUGGAAGAAAAACGGGAAGCUAGAGCCAUCCUACAACGGUAUGGCACAGGAGAGAAUCCCGAAACCUACUAUUCAGAUGAAGUCAAGAGACAUGCCAAGGCCCGAUAUGAAGAAGUCAAACUCCGAUGACAAUCUAAAUGCACUUCUGCAGGAAGAAGAAGACCUUGUGAAUGCACACCGUAAACAAGUUGAGGAUACGAUGAACAUUGUGAAAGAGGAGAUGAACUUACUGGUUGAAGCGGACCAACCUGGAAACCAGCUAGAUGGUUACAUUUCAAGACUGAACACAAUUCUAUCGCAGAAGGCUGCAGGUAUACUCCAACUACAGAACCGUCUUGCUCAUUUCCAGAAACGCCUUAGAGAGCACAACGUAUUGGUAUCUACCACUGGGUACUGACCUAUAAUCACUCUCUCGAGUAAAUACCGGUCCUUUUAUCGACCUCACCCUGGGUUUUGCACUUGCCCCUACUGGCUUGGACUGAAGUUCAGAAGUUUAUCUGUUUACAGCCUACUGAGAACUUUACAGCAAAGAGUUAUGGAUGAUUACAGAGUUUCUCAUACGUAAAAGGAUAUGCAUUCUGUUCUUGCCGCCGCACUUGAAUUCUAUCAGAUUCUUGUAAUGGAUUUGUUGCAGAAGAUGAAAUACCUAUGUAAUAUUGCAUU
Arabidopsis arenosa is the source of this 2365-nucleotide messenger RNA. The record is from the annotation of a GenBank genome assembly. NCBI's taxonomy places the organism in Eukaryota, Viridiplantae, Streptophyta, Magnoliopsida, Brassicales, Brassicaceae.